Messenger RNA from Peromyscus eremicus (cactus mouse), 2716 nucleotides. It is a transcript of the gene Cdh18, whose product is annotated as cadherin 18. NCBI's taxonomy places the organism in Eukaryota, Metazoa, Chordata, Mammalia, Rodentia, Cricetidae. Gene Ontology annotation, biological process: calcium-dependent cell-cell adhesion; adherens junction organization; multicellular organism development. The record is from RefSeq and is a predicted model, not a curated record. Gene Ontology annotation, molecular function: cadherin binding; calcium ion binding. The transcript is spliced from 12 exons. Gene Ontology annotation, cellular component: adherens junction; catenin complex; plasma membrane. Bases 169 to 2553 code for a protein of 794 amino acids.
UGUAAAUAUGGUCUGACCUUUGCUGAUGGACAAUUAAACCAUGGACAGACUAAAUGACCUACUUUGGACUCUCCUUCCAAAAGAUGCUUCGGCUUUCCUCUUGAAUGCACACUGAGCCCUUGUAGGCCACGAAGACAGGAAGGAGUGUGAACGGGAAGUAAUCUUACAAUGAGAAUUACGAGCACAUCUUGCAUCUGCCCAGUCCUCGUGUGUCUCUGUUUUGUGCAGAGGUGUUAUGGAACUGCUCACCACAGCUCCAUCAAGGUGACCAGAAACCAAACCAAACACACUGAAGGGGAGACUGAAGUCCACCAUCGUCCCAAGAGAGGAUGGGUAUGGAACCAGUUCUUUGUUUUAGAAGAACAUAUGGGACCAGAUCCACAGUAUGUUGGAAAACUGCACUCCAACUCUGACAAAGGUGAUGGAUCUGUCAAGUACAUCCUCACUGGGGAAGGUGCUGGGACUAUAUUUAUCAUUGAUGACACUACAGGUGACAUCCACUCCACCAAAAGCCUGGACAGAGAGCAGAAGACUCACUACGUGCUUCAUGCCCAGGCUAUUGACAGACGGACAAACAAGCCUCUUGAACCUGAAUCCGAGUUCAUCAUCAAAGUGCAAGAUAUCAAUGACAAUGCUCCAAAGUUCACGGAUGGACCGUACAUCGUUACUGUGCCUGAAAUGUCAGAUAUGGGUACCUCUGUUCUACAGGUGACAGCUACAGACGCAGACGACCCCACCUAUGGAAACAGUGCCCGUGUUGUUUACAGUAUCCUGCAAGGACAACCUUAUUUCUCUGUGGAUCCUAAAACAGGAGUCAUUAGAACAGCUUUACAUAACAUGGAUAGAGAAGCCAGAGAACAUUACUCAGUGGUCAUUCAAGCCAAAGACAUGGCUGGGCAAGUUGGCGGACUUUCGGGAUCCACAACUGUCAAUAUAACCUUGACUGAUGUCAAUGACAACCCACCACGGUUUCCACAGAAACACUAUCAGCUGUACGUUCCUGAGUCUGCUCAAGUUGGUUCAGCUGUUGGGAAAAUUAAGGCAAAUGAUGCAGACACAGGCUCAAAUGCAGAUAUGACUUAUUCCAUCACUAAUGGAGACGGGAUUGGGAUAUUCUCCAUCUCCACUGACAAAGACACCAGGGAAGGGAUACUCUCCUUAAAGAAGCCACUAAACUAUGAGAAAAAGAAGUCCUACACGCUCAACAUUGAAGGAGCAAAUACACACUUGGACUUCCGCUUUUCCCACCUGGGUCCAUUCAAAGAUGCUACCAUGCUGAAAAUCAUUGUUGGGGAUGUGAAUGAACCACCACUUUUUUCUAUGCCUUCUUAUGUCAUGGACGUCUAUGAAAAUGCCAAGAUUGGGACAAUUGUUGGCACCGUGUUGGCACAAGAUCCAGACAGUGCUAACAGCUUAGUAAGGUAUUUCAUCAACCACAGUGCUGAAGAGGACAGAUUUUUCAACAUCGAUGCCAAUACUGGAACCAUUAAGACUUCAAAAGUCCUUGAUAGAGAAGAAACACCUUGGUACAAUAUCACAGUGAUGGCUUCAGAAAACGACAAUCCUGAUUUACUGAGCCAUGUCUCCGUGGGCAUUAGAGUUCUGGAUGUCAAUGACAAUCCACCUGAACUUGCCAGGGAAUAUGAUAUUGUUGUCUGUGAGAAUUCUAAGCCUGUUCCAUUGGCAGAUUUGGUUAUUCACACCAUCACUGCCACUGAUAAAGAUGACUUUGCCAAUGGACCAAGGUUUAAUUUCUUCCUUGAUGAGCGCCUACCCGUGAACCCAAACUUUACACUUAAGGAUAAUGAAGAUAACACAGCCAGCAUUCUGACAAGGCGGAGGAGAUUUAGUCGAACUAUGCAGGAUGUGUAUUAUCUGCCCAUUAUGAUCUCUGAUGGUGGAAUCCCCUCUCUCAGCAGCAGCAGCACCCUCACCAUCAGGGUUUGUGCAUGCGAGAGAGAUGGGCGUGUGCGGACCUGCCAUGCAGAAGCCUUCCUGUCCUCCGCGGGCUUGAGCACAGGAGCCCUAAUCGCUAUUCUUCUCUGUGUUGUCAUUCUUCUUGCCAUUGUGGUCCUUUUUAUCACCCUGAGGCGCAGCAAGAAAGAGCCCUUGAUCAUUUCUGAAGAGGAUGUGCGGGAGAAUGUGGUCACUUAUGAUGAUGAGGGAGGGGGGGAAGAAGACACUGAGGCCUUUGACAUCACAGCUUUGAGGAAUCCUUCCGCUGCAGAGGAGUUCAAGUACCGCAGAGACAUUCGGCCUGAAGUGAAGCUUACCCCUAGACACCCGACAUUGUCCACCCUGGAGAGUAUAGAUGUUCAGGAGUUUAUUAAGCAAAGACUGGCAGAAGCAGACCUGGACCCCAGCGUACCCCCUUAUGACUCUCUACAGACUUAUGCCUAUGAGGGUCAGAGGUCAGAAGCUGGGUCUAUAAGCUCCUUGGACUCAGCAACCACACAAUCAGACCAGGAUUAUCACUACCUUGGAGACUGGGGGCCAGAGUUUAAAAAGUUAGCAGAACUCUAUGGAGAGAUGGAAUCUGAAAGAACAACAUAGGCGGUCAAUUUUUUUGGAGCUUUGUAGAAUUUGCUUCCUGACCAAGUGGAGAUAUGACCUCAAUAUGACAAGGAAGUCGAGCGGAAACAGUACUUGGAACUGAGCAAGCUGUACACAGCUCCUGUAGAAACAAGUGCCCUUUUUAUGAUCAAAAGUGGGUUAU